Molecule: messenger RNA, 2336 nt
Organism: Aedes albopictus (Asian tiger mosquito)
Lineage: Eukaryota; Metazoa; Arthropoda; Insecta; Diptera; Culicidae
Gene: ball
Product: nucleosomal histone kinase 1
Exons: 3
Coding region: 313-2163 (616 amino acids)
Biological process (GO): signal transduction; peptidyl-serine phosphorylation
Cellular component (GO): nucleus; cytoplasm
Molecular function (GO): ATP binding; protein serine/threonine kinase activity
Source: RefSeq, a predicted model, not a curated record
GAAGAAGAACCGAAACGAAGCCGACGAAACGGUUUGAAAUUGAAAUUGCGACACACGAACGACGGUUCGGCUGAGACUGGGAUAGGUGUUUGUUGUGCCGGGAUCAAUCAGGACCAUCAGGAGGACCAUUUCCGUAGAAAAACGGCUGGUAGUCGGAAGUUACGCGAAUCAGCGGAACAUAGAAGUGACCGAUAGAUUACAGAAAGCGGAGAGAGCAGUCGUUUUGAUGAGCUUGUCCUAUAUUUUCAUGUUUUGUCUUGUAAACUGAAAAGUGCAUCCGUCGUCGAUUUUCGUUUGGAUUCCACGUAAGAAAUGGCACCCGCUAAGAAACCGGCCGGGGGCGGACGCAAGAAAGCCGCCAACGGUUACCAGAUGCCAGAGCCGGUUCCCCCGGGAACGGUCCUAACCGACAUGGCCAAACGUCAGUGGAAGGUUGGGCCCUCGAUCGGUAGCGGUGGAUUUGGUGAAAUUUAUAGCGCCUGCGAGGCUGGUUCCGGUGUUAAGAAGCCGGAAGAUUAUCCUUAUGUUGUAAAAAUUGAACCACACGGCAACGGACCCUUGUUCGUGGAGAUGCACUUCUACAUGCGGAAUGCCAAGCAAGAGGACAUCGAGAAGUUUAGAAAAGCUCACGGUCUGAAGCACUUGGGAAUGCCCCAUUUUGUCGGCAAUGGAUCGCACGAGUUGAAAGGCCUGAAGCAUCGUUUCCUGGUGAUGCCCCGAUACAGUGUCGAUCUGUGGGGUAUAUUUCUGAAGAACGAUAAGCGAUUCCCAUUGCACACCGUCUAUCGGGUAGCCCUUCAGAUGAUAGAUGUCCUGGAGUACAUUCACGAUUGUACUUAUGUCCAUGCGGAUUUGAAGGGGGCGAAUAUUUUGCUAGGCUUUGGAAAGACGGCAAGCAAGCAGCAGUUGUUCCUUGUAGAUUUCGGUCUGGCAAGUCACUAUACCACUAAGGACUUCAAACCGGACCCGAAAAAGAUGCACAACGGCACGAUUGAGUAUACCUCGAGGGAUGCUCAUCAAGGAGUUCCGACCAUGCGAGGAGAUAUGGAAAUCCUGGCGUACAAUGUUGUGCAAUGGGCAGGAACUUUGUUGCCCUGGGAAGCUGAGAAGCUUUUGGCCAGUCCUGUGAAGGUUCAGGAGUCGAAAGAAAAGCACAUGAAGGACGUUGGCGGUUUCAUGAAGUACUGCUUCAAGAAGGAUAUCCCCAAGCCCAUUCAGGAGUACGUGAAGUACGUUUCUACCCUAAAAUAUAACGAUAAGCCGGACUAUUCGAAAUGUCGGAAAUUCUUCGAAGCAGGACUUAAAGAACUCGGAAAACCGAACACAGGGGACUUGGAAUUCGAGGUAAAGCCCACGAAAGCUGUUACGCCUGCGAAGAAGCGAAUCGCUGAACCGGAUUCAACCGAAUCCUCCGGUCCAAUGGCUCGUCCUCGUGGUCGCCCUCCAAAGGUCAUCAGCACGAGUCCCGAUACGACAUCCAAAGACAAAUCGCCCGUCAAACGGAAGCAGGAAACACCCGCCAAACCCACUCAGAAGAAGAAAAAGCCCGCCACAAUCGUAGAAUCCCCAGAACCUAUUGUAAAUGGCCACACAUCCACACCAUCGUCUGAAGUGGUGUCCGCUAAGCUAUCCGCCCAGGAACCAACUGGAUCGAUCCGAUUGAACACUAAAGUCGGAGGUACCCCCAAAUCCGGCAGCAAGGUCAAGAAAACCUACGCGUUCAACUUCGAGCUAGACGUCAGCAUCGACGCCGAUGUGAUUGUCAAUGUCCGCCGGAAGAAAAAGGCACCAGAAUCAUCCGCACUGGCAUCCAUAGAACCAUCACCAGCGACCCGGAGAAAGUCCCCCUCCCAGUCGCCAUCGCCAACCGUACAGCCGAAGCGAUCGCGGCGGCAAAAUGCCUCCCACCAGGACGACCCCAGCAUAAUAUCGCUGAACACCACCGAGGGAGACCAGUCCUCGGUUCAACCGGACGACGACGAUACCAUUCCGAACAGUGACCCCAAUACGCCGGAACCGCGCUACCUGGCUUCCCGAUCGAUGGUGAACACCACGACCACACCUCAGCGCAAGGUGGCCGCGGCUGUGGGGCGGUCCAAUGCUCGCCUCGGUGCGGCACCUGCCCGCGCCGGAGAGUACAAAGGCAAGAAGGCCAAAUCGUAAGCAUAUUGGGCACAUGCUCGGGUAUUUUAGUGUAUCGUCCUUUAUAUUUCUUUGAAUCCACUAAUUUCAUUGCUUGUGCGUUUAGUGUUACGUUUAUGUUGAUAAUCAAUUCCGAUUAAUAAAUUUAGGUUCUGUGACUGCUCUCUCCGUCAGCGGGUGCCACAAUGUAGAAA